Ostrea edulis (European flat oyster) is the source of this 2845-nucleotide messenger RNA. Its product is annotated as carboxylesterase 1C-like. Lineage: Eukaryota; Metazoa; Mollusca; Bivalvia; Ostreida; Ostreidae. The record is from RefSeq and is a predicted model, not a curated record. The transcript has 3 exons. Bases 116 to 1834 code for a protein of 572 amino acids.
UGCACUAUCGAUUUUUCUAUGUAUAUAUAAAAACAAGUUGUUUUUUCUUGAAUGGCACUUUCCACACGACAUCAUACAGAUUUCUGUCAUUACGAUAGGUGUCUUCAGAAUCGCAAUGGUAUCCAUAGAAAUCGCCAUGCUGUUAGUAUUAAUGCUUUCCUUGGUGGAAGGAACGGAAGUCAUUAAUGCUGUGGAGGUCAACACCCCGUCAGGAUGGGUCAGAGGUUAUGAAGAAAACUAUGAGAAUGGUCAAGUGUACAGAUUUGUAAAAAUUCCGUUUGCGCAACCCCCGAUAGGAAAGCGGCGUUUUCAGAAGCCCCAACCAAUCGGAGAAUGGGAAGGUGUCCAGGGAAUAUCCGAUACAUAUUCUCCUUCCUGUCCACAGUGGGAUUUCCCAAUGCCCGGAGUUGAGAAUUUGGAAAAUGAUGAAAAUUGUUUAUAUCUUAAUAUCUAUGUUCCUGGCAAAAUAUCAAGGGAGCGCAAUCUGUCUGUAAUGGUUUGGAUUUACGGUGGAGCUUUUAUGUUCGGUGGAGCUAGUCAAUAUAAACCCCAGAAACUGGUUUUAGGUGGUGACGUCAUAGUUGUGACAAUCAAUUACAGACUUGCACUUUUAGGUUUUUUCACUUUGAAUGAUCCUUUACUGUCGGGUAAUUUUGGUCUUUGGGAUCAAAUUGAAGCUUUUCGUUGGGUUCAGAAGAAUAUUGAAGCCUUCGGAGGGAACCCUAAUUCUGUCACCAUAUUCGGAGAGUCAGCUGGUGGAAUGUCUGUCAGUCUGCAGACGUUGAUUCCUUCUAAUAAGGGACUGUUUCAACGUGCAAUUUCACAGAGUGGUGUUGCAACUUUCUUUGCAAUCUCAAAAAAGGAUUCAGAGAAAAAAACAGCAGAUAUGCUUCUCGAAAAAACUUCCUGUAAUGAUAAGGAAGAUGUCUCUGAAAUUUUGAAGUGCCUUCAGAAAAUCCCAGUUGAGAAUAUUACAAAUGCUAUUACGAUGAUGGAUUUGCAGACACCAAUAUAUAUGUCCACGGAACUAGGGGGUUUUGUACCAAAUGUUGACGGUGAGUUGAUAAAGGAAAAUUUAGCUUAUCCGGGUUCAUCAGAUAACGACAUUUACAGUUUCUUCCGUACCGUUGAUUUUAUGUCCGGGACACUCAAUGGGGAGGGAAAUGUGGUGUAUGGUAGCAUGACUCCACAACUGCAAGAACGUUUUGAAUUCAAUGUGACAGAGAAAAUUCCAAAGACUGUUCUCUGUGAAAUGACCGCCCCUGUAUUUGUUGAAACGGCUGUUGGGAAUUCCCCUAAUCUAGUGCAAGAAAUAUGUGACUUAUAUACCGAUACGGAGAGCGAUGAUGCACAAAGUAACAAAGUUUGUGAAUUCACAGGAGACAGUUCUUUCAUUGUUCCAAGUAACAUCAUGUUAACUAUUCACGCCGAGGACAAUACAGGAGCUAAAACAUUCCAAUAUAUGGUAACUAAAGCGAGUCCUAUGCCUUUCGGCGGGGAUCCACCUGCCUGGUUUAAGGGAGCCGGACAUAGUGAUGAACUAUAUCUUUUGUUUGAUUAUUUAAGAAAAAUCCCAGAAGAAAAACGUAAGAAGUUUGCCGAUUUAAACCUCCUGUCUGAAAAUGUUGUCCAGUAUUGGGCCAAUUUCGCAAAGUUCGGAAAUCCUAAUAGUGACAAAUUACCAGAAUGGCCAUCCUAUGACGUCAACAGCAAAAGAUACGUCAUCCUAGAUACGCAAAUCACAACAGGCCAAAAUUUGAAACCUGAAGCCACAAUACUACUCAGAAAAAUAAUAGAGAAGGGUCGUCAGAGACUUGCACACGAUGAAUUAUAAUGGAUUAUUUUAGAUUGGAUUUAUAUUUAUUAUAAGUAUCAUAUAUAGGAUAAAACGCAUUUCAACAAAUGUUAGUGUUACAGAUGUAAACCAAUCAUAAAAAUGUCAUUCUGUUCAUUAUGAAAUAGCUACAGUUUGCCUGUUAAGGUUUGCUUCUGUAAAUAUUUUGUACUUUAUUUGUGUAAUCUUUCCUUGUCCAAUCGAAAACUUGAAAAAGGAUAGUUUGACCUAACUGGAUGCAAUGUCCUUUGAUUAAACUAAACAGGACUUUUCACUGGUAGUUUACAUUUUGAUUGCAUUUCGAGAGAAAUUUUCCCAUAUAUUUCAAAGUAGAUGUGAUACAAUCGAUAGUUUGAAGGAUGAAAUACUUUUUUUUUAAAUUAUCGCUCGCGAAAUCAUUUUCCUUUAGGGAUUUCAACAGUCUCGAUUGAAGUCAGCAUUUCGCAAAUUCUAUGGUCGUUAUAACGAUCUAGUUCGUCAAUACAACCUCGCAUUGGGUCAAAUGCUCUCUGACGUGUUUCAUACCGAUUGUUAAGCCGUUCUUGGCACACUGAUUUUGACUGCGGAUAACUCCGUUUACCUGAUCAGGAUAUGGGGCUCACGGCGGAUGCGACCGGUCAACAGGGGAUGCUUACUCCUCCUAGGCACCUGAUCCCACCUCUGGUGUGUCCAGUGGUCCGUGUUUGCCCAACUAUCUAUUUUGUAUUGCUUGUAGGAGUUAUGAGAUUGAUCACUGUUCGUUAUCUUCACCUUGCAUUAGAAUUUAGACAUUUAAUAAAAAGGAUGAAUAUUGAUUUAUAUUACUAGUCAUAAGAAAAAUAAAGACUUAGUUGUAGAUAUAUUGUAAAUGAAAUUGAAUUUUUAAAUAUUAUUUCUUCAAUAUAGAAAAAGAAGUUUAUAUGGAUUUUCUUUUUGUCUACAGAUUUUUCUUGAUUUUAUUUGGUCAUGAAUAUGGACUCGAUUAAAAUUUGUUUUCUAAGCUUAACGGGAGUAAGCUUUUCUGAUUGAAGU